GGCACAUUUUCACUUUUCGCCGACGACACUCGACGCCCGUCCGCUUAUAUACCAAGAUAGUCGCUUCCUGGCUGCGGGUCGACUUCACGCACUUUCAACCUACGAGCGACUCAGUCGUCCAAAAUUCGCACGCCGUCGCACCACACCACCCCGACGACACGAUACAUCCCCGCGAGACCGACGUCACCAUGGCUGAUAGCUGGGAGCAAGAAGAGGAGCGCCUCGCGCAGCAGGCGCAGGGCAUGAACCUCAACAACACGCCCACUUUCACACCAGGCGCCCAGACAUUCACGCCCGGCGCCAGCACAUUCGUCCCCGGCCAAGCCUACGGAGGCUACCAGGGCUACAACCAGUACGGCCAGCAACAAUAUGGCGGUUACAACCAAUACGGUAGUCAGCAAUAUGGUGGCUACCAACAGCAGCAAGGCUACCCGCAAUACGGCCAGCAAUACGGCGGUCAGCAAGGAGGAUACCCCAACUACGGACAACAAUACCCCCAGCAGCAGAACUUCCAGGCCCAGCAGGCGCAGCAAGGCCAGGCUCCUGUACGGAUAGCAAAGCGAGGCGACACCGAUAUGGCUGGUUCAGAGGGUGCGGCACCCGCCGAGGCCAAGAAGGAGGCGCCCAAGGCAAAGGUUCUCUCGAUUGGUGGCGACAGCGCACCUAAGGCAAAAGUCUUGUCUAUCGGAGGCGACACCACAACACCAAAGGUUGAGAAGGCAGGCGGCACCAAGGUCCUGAGCCUGGGCACACCCGCCGCUCCAUCGGCCGCAAAAGAGAAGGCAGACAAGGAGAAGGGCACUGCUGAGGCCGGAACCAAGGUCACCGCUGCGAAGGCCAUCGAGAAGACUGGAGAGCCCACUCCGGCAUCUGGAGGCUCUGGCAGGACCUCGCCAACACCUUCAUCUGGCCGCAACAGCCCGACACCGAAGGAGAAGGCUGCGGAGAAGGCCAAGGCACAGGACGUCGAGAAGGAAAUGGACGAAGUUGUAGAUGAGGCCACCCUUGCCGAGAUUUACGGAAAGGAGCACGUCAACAUCAUCUUCUUGGGCCACGUUGACGCAGGAAAGUCCACUCUCGGCGGAAGCAUUCUCAUCUCGACUGGCAUGGUGGACGAGCGAACACUUGACAAGUACAAGAAGGAAGCCAAGGACGCUGGUCGUGAAACAUGGUACAUCUCGUGGGCACUUGACUUGAACAAGGAGGAGCGACAGCAGGGUAAGACUAUCGAGGUUGGCCGAGGUUUCUUCGAGACGGAGAAGCGACGAUACUCUAUCCUGGACGCACCCGGCCACAAGACAUACGUGCCGAACAUGAUCAGUGGCGCCUCACAAGCAGAUGUGGGUAUUCUUGUCAUCUCUGGACGUAAGGGAGAAUACGAGACCGGUUUCGAGAAGGGUGGACAAACCCGAGAGCACGCCAUGUUGGCCAAGACACAGGGUGUCAACAAGAUUCUCAUCGUCGUCAACAAGAUGGAUGACCCUACUGUUGAGUGGUCAGAGGACCGUUUCAAGGAGUGCACCAACAAGGUGGUCAUGUUCUUGAAGGGUCUCGGGUACAACCCAAAGACAGACAUCAGCAUGAUGCCGGUCAGCGCGCAAACAUUCACAGGUAUCAAGACCCGUGUGCCCAAGGACCUGGCUCCCUGGUACGACGGCCCAUCUCUGCUCGAAUACCUAGACAACAUGCAAGCGCUCGAGCGUAAGCUCAACGCGCCUUUCAUGAUGCCCAUCGCCGCCAAGUACAAGGACAUGGGUACCAUGAUUGAGGGCAAGAUCGAGUCCGGUAUCAUCAAGAAGGAACAGAAGUACCUCAUGAUGCCCAACCGACAAACCAUUCACAUCUCCGCUUUGUACGGUGAACAAGAAGAGGAAAUCCCAGGCGCGACCUGCGGUGACCAAAUCCGUGUGCGACUCCGUGGUGUAGAAGAAGAAGACAUUCUGCCUGGAUACGUUCUGUGCUCACCAAAGCGUCCUGUCCACUGCGUCUCCCAGUUCGAGGCCCAGGUCGUGCUGCUCGACAUCAAGUCUAUCCUGACAGCGGGAUUCAACUGCGUGCUCCACGUCCAUGCCGCACAGGAAGAGGUUACCAUCACCGCCCUAUUGCACAAGUUGGAGAAGGGCACUGGACGGAAAUCGAAGAAGGCACCAGGAUUCGCUACUAAGGGCAUGAGCAUCAUCGCGCGCUUGCAAAUCACUGGUACAGCCGGAAACAUCUGUGUCGAGCGAUUCGAAGACUACCCGCAGCUGGGACGUUUCACCCUCCGUGACCAGGGUCAGACGAUCGCUAUCGGCAAGAUCACUAAGCUCAUCACGGACGAGGCUUAGAUGGUCGAUUGAUUCAAGCAUGGUCAUCCCACGAGGAGGAAGAGGGGGAGCAGGAUAUCCGUAUUGAUAAAAAGCUGUUGCCAUUAAGGCAACAUAGCCUGAGGUUCCACGGCGUUUGGACGUAAGGCUAGCAUAGACCGAACAUCCGAACAAUACGAUCACGAAUAUUCUUCCG
Messenger RNA from Alternaria rosae, 2502 nucleotides. RefSeq names its product P-loop containing nucleoside triphosphate hydrolase protein. Gene Ontology annotation, molecular function: GTP binding; translation release factor activity; GTPase activity. The transcript is spliced from 3 exons. Gene Ontology annotation, biological process: translational termination; translation; nuclear-transcribed mRNA catabolic process, deadenylation-dependent decay. The coding region runs from base 189 to 2327 and encodes 712 amino acids. Lineage: Eukaryota; Fungi; Ascomycota; Dothideomycetes; Pleosporales; Pleosporaceae. The record is from RefSeq and is a predicted model, not a curated record. Gene Ontology annotation, cellular component: translation release factor complex.